Molecule: messenger RNA, 567 nt
Organism: Solanum verrucosum
Lineage: Eukaryota; Viridiplantae; Streptophyta; Magnoliopsida; Solanales; Solanaceae
Product: NADH dehydrogenase [ubiquinone] iron-sulfur protein 6, mitochondrial
Exons: 3
Coding region: 82-420 (112 amino acids)
Biological process (GO): mitochondrial electron transport, NADH to ubiquinone
Source: RefSeq, a predicted model, not a curated record
AACCAAGAUCUGGUCCGAGUCGAGGCAACAUCGCAUUUGUUGAAUAGCAGUGGGAAUUUCAGCGUUGGGGGAAAUACAACAAUGGCAUCAAAACAGGGCAUAUCAAUGGCUACCAAUCUCCUCAAAACCCUAGCCGGAGCAUCUUCCAUUGUCCGGUCCAACACCAGAAGUCUCAGCGGUGUUGCUAGCAGCGAGGUCAUCACCUCUCAUACAGAGAAAUGGAUGCAGGAUACUAGCAAGAAAUCUCCCAUGGAAUUGAUCAGUGAAGUUCCACCUAUCAAGGUUGGGGGAAGGAUUGCUGCCUGCGAAGGAGACUCGCCUGCUCUUGGUCAUCCAAUUGAGUAUAUAUGCCUUGAUCUGCCUGAGCCAGCUAUAUGCAAGUACUGUGGUUUGCGCUUUGUUCAAGAUCAUCACCAUUAGGACUGCAAUAUGAGGAUUCCUGAAUUAAGAAGUCGUCUUCAUUUUAUAUGCAAGCAACUCUGAUUAUUGUGUUCCUUUUGCACUACUGAUGCGGGCAAGUUUUGCCUCUCGUAAUAAGGAUUAGGGCUCCGUGUGAUCCAUUUUCUU